AUGGCUAGCGGUAAUCCGUGGGAGAUAGGCGAAGCCGAAUAUGCCAAUAACAGCAGAAUCUUCCAAGUUCUCACGUCGGGAAGUCGGCUCAUGGACAGCAACACGGCGAGAAACGCGUUGCUCAAGUCCAAUUUGCCUCCGGCUGUUCUAGCGCAGGUUAAAAAUUAUUUUAGAUAUGGUGGACUAAAGAGCUUUUUCUGAACAUGGGUAGAAGUUUUUCAAGGAUCUCGUAUCAAUUUUCAACCAAAGCUGCUGAAUAAUUUAUAAUUAUUCACUGAAGUUACUUCCAUUCUCUCAAGUCCGAUUCAGCGAAACGUAUAAUAAAAUGAUUAUUAUGGUAUGUCUAAACCCUAAUUCGUUGGAAUUCGGCUCGAGCAGUAUGACAUCCUUUUAAGGUCUAUUUGGCGCCAGCUUGUCCGCGCCGAAAGAAUGUAUAAAUCGUGAGAAACUGGCGCGGAUUGGGCUCUAACUAGGACUAGACAAAGUUGAAAUGAGAAAAAAUCUGAACAAUAGAAAAUCUGCAUCAAAACUCUCAUAUUUACAGAUUUGGGUAUUAUCCGACCUCGAUAAAGAUGGAAGUCUGGACGUGCGAGAAUAUUCCAUCGCCAUGCGGCUGGCCCUAAAUUGCAUCGCUGGAAUUCCCUUGCCGCCACAGCUUCCACCGUCUCUUCUAGUUGUACGCCUACAUUUCUAAUAAAUAAGAAAUAUAAUAAUUCUAGGUACCUUCCCCCAUGUCUUCUGCAAACGGCAUGGGUUUCCCGCAGAACAAUGGACUCACUCAACAAAGUGAAUACUUGGAAAAUUUAUUAGAAAAAAUCGUUGAAGAGUUCUCAUAAGUUUGCAUGACUUCAAAUAACACUAAGAACGGUUCUUAUUUUUCCAAAGCUUUGUGCAAUCCAUUCGUUAUUUUUGGAGAUUUCAUCAAAGGUUUUAGACUCUGAGAAUCAUAAAAAAAAGUGGAAUUUAAGCGAUGAAACAAUACUUUUCAGCCCCGCCUAUGAUGGGAAGUUACAGUUUGCCGAUGAGUGCUCCGCCACAACCGCCUAUGGCACCCCGUAAUACUCACAAUAAAUUGCUAUAACUUUUGAAUUCUCAGAAAUGUCACAAACCCCAGAAAGAGGGAUUUUCGAUGGAAGGCAGUGUGAAAACUGGACGAUUCCGCACAGCAACAAAUUGAAAUACUGCCAGAACUUCAAUCAACUUGAUAAAGUCAGUUUAUUAUUGUUUUUUCUCUCUCUUUGAGGUUUUAUUUUUUACAUUAAUUCAAAAUUCGAGCGUGGGAAAUCAUUUUGAAAAAGCAAAAAUCAUAGGGUUUUAUUUUUUCUUUGUUGAUUUUUCCCUAGUUGGUUUUUUAUAGCUUUGCCUAUAGUUCGUUCACCGCGGCCCUGAGAGUAUAGUUAAUUAGGGUCUCGACACGAUCAACUUGAAAGUGUGCAAAAAUAUGACUUUUUACAGGAAAGUGGGAAGAAACAUUCAAGGUUUCCAAAAACUGUUUCUGAAAGACUGAAAAAAUUUUCGUCAUGAUGCCUUUUUUUUUGACCUUUCAUCGGUCUAUGAAAAAGCUUCUUGCCGCUUUUCCCAUCCUCCUAACUUUCUUGAGGCUUUGAAAUUUUUGAAAAAAGGAUAGACUCGUUAAAACAGCAAAAGGAUCCGUUUAGCGACUUUUUUCGCGAAAAAUUUCGACACUUUUGGCCAGAAUGGCUGUACGAUUUUCUCUUGGCUAUAUGUGAAUGGACUGUAUAUGCAUCGUUUACAACCCUUUUUUUGGAUUUUCUACUAUUUUUCAUAGAUAAAACUUCAAGAGAUUGAGUUUUCUUCAGCAACGCCUAGGAUGGCUCUCCAGCCAGGCAGCCAGAAGCGCCUUGGGUCUGACUGGCCUUUCCACGCCGGCUCUUGCCCACAUUUGGUUCCUUUCCGAUGUCAACCGCGACGGGAAACUUUCUGUCGACGAGUACUGCAUCGCGAUGCAGAUGAUCGAUAUGUUCAAGGUUUUCCUCUUCCAGUCCAAUUUUCAAACCGACCCUUGGAAUUUUAAGGCCGGAAAUGCUCUUCCGAAAACAACUCCGCCAGAGUUGGCUCAAAUGUGCGGCGUUUCGAGAUCUGCCAACAACACUCCGGAAAUCGAUCCAAGUAUUUAUUGAUUAAUUUUUCUUUCAAGGAAGUUGCUUUUUAGAUGCCCCUCCGGCCCAGAAAAGUCCAGCCUUGAAAACGUUUGAAGACAAGCGAAUGGACAAUUUCGCCAAAGGACAAGCCGAACUGGAAAGACGGCGGCAAAUUCUGAUGGAAGAGGUUUUUUUUGAUAAGGAUUCAUGAAAAUACUCGGAGAUAACUUCAAAUUCUAGGCUUUUGUGAGUUUUUAAUACUUGGGGUAGAGAUUUUUUUCGCCAUACGAUGGUUCCAUCUUGGAAGUUUAAAAAAAGGUCGCUUGCUCAUUAAUUGAUGUAGAGCAGAGAUAAGAAGAAUAGAAAAAGCAUUUCAAAAAAUUUUUGUAAGAUAUUCAAUCGAAAUAUCACUCCUGCCUCACUUUCUGGCCAAUUCUUUCGAUUUUGAACUUUUUAGCGACGAAAUUAAUUUGUUUGAAGCAGAUUUUUGUGCUUUAUUGAAUAACCUUGUCUCUGGAAUGAAAUUAAAAUUGUAGGAGAACAGAAGACGUGCUGAAAUCGAGAAAAGGGAGCGUGAAGAAGAGGCUCGACGAGAACGGGAACGGCUGGAGAAAGAGCGCCAGUGGGAGCUUCAGAGACAAGAAGAACUUGGUGAAUUUCUGGAUUUUUUCCUUUUUUGUAAAAGGAGCAUUCAUCAGAAAGACUCCGCGUAUUGGAGAAAGCCAGGGAAGAGGAAGAACGGAAAAGACAAGCAGAACGGGAGAAAAUGCGGGAAGAAGAGGAGGAGCAGAGAAAAGUUGCGAUGGAGAAACAGAAACUCAAACAGCUUCAGGUCGUUUUGACUGUAUUAAGGCAUGCUGGAAAGUGCGCGCUGUGCGCACUCUUUUCUCGUGCGCACGUAAGGAAAAAUGCGCACUCUUUUUUUCAAAUUUUGUACAGGAAAUUGCGCUCUUUUCUAACAUCAGGAAAAAUGCGCACGGUUAUCAAAUUGCGCUUUUUUUUCUAGAUUGAAGUCCACAUAAACCAUCUCACUUUUUUCUCUUUGUCAUGAAGAAAUCUUUUCAGCUAAAGAUGAAUUGAACAUCUUUUUGAUUAUUUGAUAAUUUAUGGAGAAUAUUUCUUAUCAGGAAUGGUCUGCGGUCACUUCGGAAUGA
Messenger RNA from Caenorhabditis auriculariae, 3256 nucleotides. NCBI's taxonomy places the organism in Eukaryota, Metazoa, Nematoda, Chromadorea, Rhabditida, Rhabditidae. The record is from the annotation of a GenBank genome assembly.